Molecule: messenger RNA, 684 nt
Organism: Rosa chinensis
Lineage: Eukaryota; Viridiplantae; Streptophyta; Magnoliopsida; Rosales; Rosaceae
Exons: 1
Coding region: 1-684 (227 amino acids)
Molecular function (GO): zinc ion binding
Source: RefSeq, a predicted model, not a curated record
AUGCCUCUUGAAAAUUGGUGCCGCGCAUUGUUCCCUGGAUGCCGUUAUGGAAUUAUGGCUAAUAUUAUAUCUGAAUCUUUUAAUGCUUGGUUUGCUGUUGAGCGUGAGAUGCCAAUUUACACUAUGCUUGAUCAGACUCGGAUUAAGGUGAUGCAAAUGAUGAGUGAAAGGAGAGACGAGGCUCAGGUUUGGAUAUCACAACUUACUCCUGUUAUGGAGGGUCGUUGGAAAGAAUGUAUGGAGAAAGCUUGCCGUUUCAAUGUCCAUUACUCCCACACAAAUAUUUAUGAGGUUAGAUCAAUGUAUUCUUAUGUUGUGGACCUUGGAACUCCUUCAUGCUCGUGUAAAAAAUGGCAGAUUAACUGCUUGCCUUGCUGCCAUGGUCUCGUUGCAAUUCAAGCUGCCUCAAUGGAUGUUUAUGAUUUUAUUGAUAAGCAUUUUCAUGUUGAUUAUUACAAGAAGUGCUAUGAUUUUCCAAUUUAUCCAAUAUCUAAUGUUGAUGUGGCUUCUUCGGAAUCUUCAAGCAAUGACUUCAUACUUCCUCCGAACACAAAGAGGCCACCCGGGAGGCCUAGGCUCAAGAGGUUCAAGUUUAGAGGAGAAUGUGAAAAGAAGCUCAUUCGUUGUGGUCGAUGUGGCAAAAUGGGCCAGCAUAACAAGAAGACCUGCACUGAACCUAUUUGA